UUGUAAAUGGUUAUUUUUGUAAGGAAUUGUAGCGAAACAGAUCCUUACCUCUCCUUAGAUUUUUGCUAAAAAGAGCAGAAAAACAGACAAGUCUCUUCCAAAAAAUCAUAUUUGCUAAAAAGAAGAAGAAAAAGAGCAUUCCCCCUUUCCCAAAUAUUUCUUUCUUUCUUUCGCCUUGAUUUCCCAUUACUCGUGGGGUCUCAAGAGACCCUGCCCUCUAUACCCCCACCAUUUUCAUCUGUGCCCAUUCUCUCUCUACUUCUCUAAUCUUCUUUCUCUCUCCUUCAUUUCUUCCCCCUUGCUUUAUUUUUUCUCUUCUUUGAUGUGGUGGGUUGUUACAGAACCCUCCUUUGCCUUUAGCCAAUGUAAACUUCAAAGUGGAAAAUAAUAAAUUAAAAGAGAAAGAGAGAAUAUUAAUUUUUUGUUUGUUUGUAUUUGUGAUUUCUUCUUGGAGACAAUCUCAAACCUCUCUUAACAUAAUAAUAAUAAUAAUAAUGAUAAUUACUGAUAAUUCCAAGUGAUUCACAGGAAUCCAAAAGAUUGGUGUUUCUUUUGGUCAUAAUUAGAAGAUGAAUUGUUUCCCUUGUUUUCAAUCGCAAAAGAGUAGAAAAUCCGCAAGCAAAAGGGACAUUGCCUCCCCUCCCUCGGAGCCUGUUGAGGCUGAGCCAAAGAAACAAAAACCAGGAGAUGAGGGAGGAGGAGGAGGAGGAGGAGCAGGAGGACCAUCCAAUGGUGGUGUGGCUCAAACAUUCACCUUUCGCGAGCUCGCCACCGCCACCAAGAACUUCCGACAGGAAUGCCUCCUAGGAGAAGGUGGGUUCGGACGAGUCUAUAAGGGCACACUUGCUUCCAAUGGCCAGGUGGUGGCUGUGAAGCAGCUUGACAAGCAUUCCCAAGGAAGCAAAGACUUUGUGACGGAGGUGAACGUCAUUAGUGUCCUCAAGCAUCAAAACCUAGUCCAGUUGAUAGGGUAUUGUGCCGAUGGAGAUCAAAGACUCUUGGUGUUUGAAUAUAUACCUAAUGGAUCCCUCGAAACUCACCUCCUUGAGAUGACACCAGAGAAGGAACCGAUGGAUUGGAUAACAAGACUAAAGAUAGCAUACGGAACCGCGGAAGGUUUGGACUACUUGCACCUUCAAGCAAAUCCUCCGGUCAUUUAUAGAGACUUGAAGCCUUCCAACAUUUUGUUGGAUGAUGCUUUCAAUCCCAAGCUCUCAGAUUUUGUAUCGGUAAGCUUUGGCCCUGAGGGAGACAGCAAGCUCCCAAUUCAGUCCAGAGCAAUGGGCACGUAUGGUUAUUCAGCCCCCGAAUACUCUAGGAACGGGCAACUCACCUCCAAAUCUGAUGUCUAUAGCUUUGGAGUCAUUCUAUUGGAGCUCAUCACUGGGCGCAGAGCCAUUGAUACCACCAGACCAAAUGACGAGCAAAACCUUGUUCAAUGGGCCCAACCGAUAUUCAGAGACCCGAAGCGUUUCCCAGACAUGGCAGACCCACUAUUGAGGAAGCAAUUCCCAGAGAAAGAUUUGAACCAAGCCGUUGCAAUUGCAGCCAUGUGUCUGCAAGAGGAGCCUGGAGCGCGCCCCCUAAUGAGUGACGUGGUUAUGACUCUAAGUUUCCUCUCCACAAAUCCGUCUGAUAUCCCUCCGCCCUCCACUCCUCCUCCAGUGGAAGAGAAAUCAAGCAGAGAAAGCUCUGACGAUAGUGGAAGCGACUCUGAAGAUGAUGAUGAGUACCACCACGCCGGUCAAAGAUCAAAAAGGCAUGGCAGACGAGAUGGAUCAGGAGAAGAAGACGAUGAAGAAGAGGAAGAGGAAUAUGGGAGUUCAGAAUUUAGUGACACCAGUGAUUACGACGAGGAGGAAGGAGAUAAACACGUCAGCUCUGCCGAUGAAGGCGGCAAUGGAGCCAGCAAGAGGAGUACGGGCAAGUCUUUGGAUGCUUCGUGUCGGAAGAGCAGCAAGAGAGUUAAGGACAAAAGUGUCUCACUCCAUGGCAGCAGCCGAAAAGGCAGCAAAAAAGUGAAAGGGAAGCACAAGGUGUCGUCGGCGAGUGGUCGGAAAAAAAAUGUUGGCGACGAUGAUUCUCGAUUGAGGCAUCAGAGCAGCGGUAGCUCAAGCGACCGAUGUAGUAGCAGAAGCAGCAUGAGAUCGCAAAGUGGAAGAUAAACUAAGAUUUGAUUAAUUAAUUACUUUCAAAACAAACAGCCGAGCUCAAGUGGUCUCUUAACUUUCUCUUCCUGGCUGGCUGGAGAAAUGAAGAAUGGGGAAAUGAGAUUAAAAUUGAUUUUGCACAGAUAAAUAUGUGAUUAACUCUAUAUAUGAAAUUAUAUAAAAAAUGGGGAUCAUUUUUUGCUUCUUUCGUUACUUUGUGAUGCCAUUUCGAGAGAGAUUUUACAACGUAGAUGUGGAGUUGUGAGAACGGCUAAAGAGGCAAAAGGGGAAAAACUGAAAAUGAUGAUGGAGGAGAAAGAAGAAAAAAAGAUUGUCUAGCAGGAAAGCUCAAACUGGAAUGGAAUGUAUUCAUAUUAAGGUUUUUAGAUUCAAGAUAGCUUAAUUUUCAUCUCCAUUUACUUUUCACAAUUUAUUUUAUUCUUUUAGAUGGUUUUGUAUCGCAAGGUUCGAAUACAAGUUUUGGUAGAGUUUUCAUUCUCAUAUUAUCACUAGG
Messenger RNA from Linum tenue, 2664 nucleotides. The record is from the annotation of a GenBank genome assembly. Lineage: Eukaryota; Viridiplantae; Streptophyta; Magnoliopsida; Malpighiales; Linaceae.